CAAAUUGAAAACAACCAUGAAGAAAGUUUUGUGUUUCUUUUAUAUUGUUUAUUCAUUUUUGAAGAUUUAUAUUUAUGGUGCUUUUGCUCUUUUAAGACAAAUAUUGCAGGCACAUAAAAAAGAAGAACAGCGCCUGCAUACAGGGUAUGUUGCUAUAGUAACAGGAGGAUCAGCAGGGAUAGGAUUUGAAGUGUCUCGUGGUUUAGUCUCUAAAAAUGUGCAUGUGGUGAUAGGAUCAAGAUGUAUAGAAGAAGGAAAGAAAGCUGUAGCGAAGAUAAGAGAAGAAUACCCUAAUGCUAAGGUGGAUUGGUUACACAUAGAUCUCACAUCACUGAAGUCUGUUAGAGAGUUUACAGACAGUUUUCUAGCAAUGGGGUUGCCAUUAAAUAUCCUCAUAAAUAAUGCUGGAAUAAUGUUUGCUCCAUACCAGGAGACAGAUGACAGAUUAGAAGAACAUUUCCAAGUCAAUUACCUCAGUCAUUUUUAUCUCACAUUACUACUGUUAGAUGUGUUAAAGAAAACAGGGACAGACAACUCUUAUUCCAGAAUCAUAAAUGUAUCAUCAGUAGUACAUAAACAGGGAAACUUAGAUAUUGACAGACUUUGUUCAAGGUAUGAGAAUUCAUGGGAAUAUUCACCUCAUGCAGCAUAUUCAGAUUCCAAACUAGCUAUUACUGUUUCAUCAUUCAUGCUUGGAAGGAAAAUAAAUGAUGAAAAUUGUAAAGUAACCGCCAAUGUCCUUCAUCCAGGAGUUGUUAGGACAAGCUUAUACAGAUAUGUACAUUGGAGUAUAAAAUGGUUCUUAGACGUUGUUGCCAUACUUCUAUACAAGACUCCAGAAAUGGCAGCAGAUACAGUACUAUAUUUAGCAUUAUCACCAAAUGUAGAGGGAGACACCGGCAGUUACUAUGACAACUGUGUUAAAAACAAACCACAUGACAGUGCACAUGACAGACUAUUACAAGAACAAUUAUGGCAUAGAUCAUGUGAAAUUAUUGAACAUUUGACAGAAAAUGAACUUAAACACAAAUGAUAAUCCAUUAUCAUUAAUUAUAUCUUAAACCAUUGAUUAUACAGAUUAUGCAUAUGUUUUUAUAAAUGUUCAUAAAAUUUCAAUAUAACUACCCUAACCUGCAGUUAAAAAAAGCCUUUGAAAGUACAUUAUCUUUAUAGAUUUACUGAAAGAAAAGAAUUAUUGGAAUAAGGAAUAAUUUUACGUUACGGAAAAUUGAUAAGAAAUGUUUGGAUGAAAACUAACCAAACUAAACACUGAUUUAGUACAAGCUGAAAUAUCAGUGAAUGUGACUAUUACCUUACCCAUGCAUUAAUGACAUACUUACAAAAGCUAUGUUAGUUUUCUUCCUACAUUUCUUAUCAGUUUUCCAGAAUUC
This is a messenger RNA of Mytilus trossulus (common blue mussel), 1391 nucleotides long. Its product is annotated as dehydrogenase/reductase SDR family member on chromosome X-like. NCBI's taxonomy places the organism in Eukaryota, Metazoa, Mollusca, Bivalvia, Mytilida, Mytilidae. The transcript is spliced from 7 exons. The record is from RefSeq and is a predicted model, not a curated record. The coding region runs from base 17 to 1033 and encodes 338 amino acids.